Periconia digitata is the source of this 937-nucleotide messenger RNA. Lineage: Eukaryota; Fungi; Ascomycota; Dothideomycetes; Pleosporales; Periconiaceae. The record is from the annotation of a GenBank genome assembly.
UCAACACAUUAUCAGACAGCUCAACUAUCGAGGGGGAAGUACACAUAUAUGUGACCGUAUCAACAAAUAUCUCAAUUUUCAUUCGUCGGUUGGAGUCAUCCCGUCACACACAACGAUUAGAAGAACUUGAUUGACCAAUCCUCAUCGGCCUACAUACGUUCAAGAAAUAUCCAAUUAUUCGAUUUCAAGGCUGGAGGCAGGUAUAAAUAUGCAGUCUUCCUACCACCUCCUCCCCUCCUUUCCAAUAGUUCUUUAACUAAACACCAAUACCCAUCAAAAUCCUCCCAACAGCAAUCGAAGAGACCCUCCAAACAUCAAAGUAUCCCACAACAAACAUUCAAAAAUGGCCAACUCAAACAUCCCACAACCCGUGCCUCUCCCCAUCUCCCAACAACCAUCGACUUCUCCACCGACUCGCAAACAACGUCUCAAACGCACCCUCUCAAAAGGCCUCAAAUAUAUCCGCAUAUACUUUACCACCCCGCCUCUCUACAUCGCCCUACAUUUCUCCCUCCUCAUCUCCGUCUCCUACCAGGUGAUGAGAAUGCACUGGUUACUGGCGGUCAUCUGCAUGUUCAUACUACAGAUACUCUCCUCGUGGAUCCAAUACCGCGACGAUCGCGAUCGCGAGGAAAAAGAUCUACGUAAGCUGCCUUGCAUUGGAGUGCUUGUGAGCUUGGCUAUAGUGGUGAUGGUUGGGCUCGGAUAUCACAUGAACGUGAGGGUUUGGGGGGAUUUGCCGCUUCAUCUUCUUUGCGUGGCGCUUUGGAUGUGCAGUUUUCUUUAUUAUGGCGUUUGGCGGUUGUGGUAUGGGGCGAAGGUACAUACCUAGGUAUGUGGUGAAGCCGGGAAUUUGGGGGGGUGUUGGAGGGUAAGGGCAGGUAGGCGUGAACAUGUAUAUUUUGUAUUGUAUUGAAGUGCUCAUCUCUGUUUUAUU